This is a messenger RNA of Eurypyga helias (sunbittern), 1172 nucleotides long. Its product is annotated as cell cycle control protein 50C-like. Gene Ontology annotation, biological process: phospholipid translocation. Lineage: Eukaryota; Metazoa; Chordata; Aves; Eurypygiformes; Eurypygidae. The transcript has 7 exons. The record is from RefSeq and is a predicted model, not a curated record. Gene Ontology annotation, cellular component: endoplasmic reticulum; Golgi apparatus; plasma membrane. Bases 1 to 1053 code for a protein of 350 amino acids.
AUGAAAAACAAGGCAAGUUCUCCUCCACAAGGAGGAGAGGCGCGUCCUUCCAGGUGUCCGGAUAACAGCGCAUUCAAACAACAGAAGCUACCCGCUUGGAAGCCCCAGCUCACCAUUGCGACGGUGCUCUCCAGCUUCUUCCUCACCGGCAUGUUCUGCCUCUUGGUGGGAGUCUGCCUCAUACUGUCUGCAAACAGCGUCAGAGAAAUCCAGAUUGAUUAUUCAGAUAGAUGCUCAGAUUGUUCAAAACUCCGUGAGAAUUCCUCUAAUUGGAAUAAAGAAUGCCACUGUUCCGUGGAUUUCACACUAAAGGAAGAUAUAUUGGGUGAUGUUUUCAUGUACUAUGGCCUGCAAAACUUCUUCCAAAACCACCGUCGAUACGUGAUAUCAAGAAGUGACGCGCAGUUGUUGGGUCGAAAUGUAAAUAUUCAGAAGAGCUACUGUGCGCCCUUUACCACCUACCGAAACGGGACUCCCAUGGCUCCCUGCGGUGCUAUUGCCAACAGCAUGUUCAAUGAUACUAUUGAUCUUUUUUACAAUCUUAACUCAUCUGUUAUUCAAGUACCACUGCUGAAGACUGGGAACAGUUGGUGGACAGAUAAAAAUGUGAAAUUUCGCAAUCCAAAAUCCUACAAUCUCUCCUCUGCAUUUGCAGGGACAGCAAGACCUCCUUACUGGCAGAAACCAGCAUAUCUGUUAGACGAGGAAGAUGAAAGGAACACUGGUUAUGUGAACGACGACUUCAUUAUCUGGAUGCGAGUGUCGGCCUUUGCUACGUUCCGAAACCUUUACCGUCGUGUCAGCCGGAUAAGGCAGUUUGCGGAUGGUCUCCCAGCAGGAAACUACACUUUUCAUAUUUCCUAUAAUUUCCCUGUUAGCAAAUUCAAGGGGAGAAAACAUGUGAUUCUUUCAACCGUGGUAUGGAGCGGCGGAAGUAACCCAUUCCUGGGAAUUGCCUACCUGGUUUGUGGCACGGCAGCAACCCUGACAGGUUUUGUCAUAACUGCCAUCCACUUAAAGCUCAGAAAAAAGAAAACAUAUUUUCAGAAGUAAUAAGGUUCCCUGGCUUUCUGAACAAAGACAGAGGUGUCUUGUGAACGAAGAACCUGCAGCACAGACGUUUUGUUCCUUCCCCUGAGCCCUGGAUCUGUUUCAGUAACAGGUUUGGUGAA